Cydia amplana is the source of this 1816-nucleotide messenger RNA. It is a transcript of the gene exd, whose product is annotated as homeobox protein extradenticle. Lineage: Eukaryota; Metazoa; Arthropoda; Insecta; Lepidoptera; Tortricidae. The record is from RefSeq and is a predicted model, not a curated record. Gene Ontology annotation, biological process: animal organ morphogenesis; regulation of transcription by RNA polymerase II; embryonic organ development. The transcript is spliced from 9 exons. Bases 224 to 1390 code for a protein of 388 amino acids. Gene Ontology annotation, cellular component: nucleus. Gene Ontology annotation, molecular function: RNA polymerase II cis-regulatory region sequence-specific DNA binding; DNA-binding transcription factor activity, RNA polymerase II-specific.
GAUAGGAAUAGUUUUAAUUAUUUGUUUUCUUUUCGGAUACAUAUCUCAGAUUUGACAGCACAAAGAAGUCGGCCAUUUUAUUGCUUGAGAAGCUGUAGCUUUUCUGCCGUCGGGAGACUGUUGUAUUUUUUAUCUAAUUAUUUUUAUUAGGCAAUCGUUUUAACAGCGUACAAAUUGGUAUACGUAUUUAGUGUUUAAGGAUAGAGUUUAUUUACGUGAAGAGAUGGACGAUCCGAAUAGAAUGAUGGCGCAUAGCGGCGGGCUGAUGGGUCCGCAAGGGUACGGGUUGGCCGGGGGCGAGGGCGCGCCAGCGGCAGGGGAUGGCGAGGCUCGCAAGCAGGACAUCGGGGAGAUCCUGCAGCAGAUCAUGAACAUCACGGACCAGAGCUUGGAUGAGGCGCAGGCCCGCAAGCACACGCUCAACUGCCACAGGAUGAAGCCAGCGCUCUUCUCGGUGCUGUGUGAGAUCAAGGAGAAGACAGUACUGUCACUCCGCAACACUCAAGAGGAGGAGCCCCCAGACCCACAGCUGAUGCGCUUGGACAACAUGCUGAUUGCAGAGGGUGUUGCCGGGCCAGAGAAGGGUGGCGGUGCUGGCGCCGCUGCCUCCGCCUCCGCUGCGGCUGGAGAAUGGGACAACGCGAUCGAGCACUCGGAUUACCGCGCGAAGCUCGCGCAGAUCCGGCAGAUCUACCACCAGGAGCUCGACAAGUACGAGAACGCGUGCAACGAGUUCACCACCCAUGUGAUGAACCUGCUGCGCGAGCAGAGCCGCACGAGGCCCAUCACGCCGAAGGAGAUCGAGCGCAUGGUCCAGAUCAUCCACAAGAAGUUCAGCUCCAUCCAGAUGCAGCUGAAACAGUCCACCUGCGAGGCCGUCAUGAUUCUGCGCUCCCGUUUCUUGGACGCCCGUCGCAAGCGGCGCAACUUCAGCAAGCAGGCCUCCGAGAUACUCAACGAGUACUUCUACUCGCACCUCUCCAACCCCUACCCGAGCGAGGAGGCCAAGGAGGAGCUCGCGCGCAAGUGCGGCAUCACCGUCUCACAGGUGUCCAAUUGGUUCGGCAACAAGCGCAUCCGCUACAAAAAGAACAUUGGCAAAGCGCAGGAGGAGGCCAACCUGUACGCCGCCAAGAAGGCCGCCGACUUGUCCUGGAUCGGUGCCGCGCGCGAGCGCUCGCCCCCCGGCAGGGCUACUUCAAAUUACACCGCAGGCGCGUCCCCGUACUCGAUGGGCGCGGCGUCCGGCACGGCGACGCCGAUGAUGUCCCCGGCGCCCACGCAGGACUCCAUGGGGUACUCGCUGCCCGCCCCCGGCUACGACCAGCCGCAGCCCUCCUACGACGGAUCCAUGGGCUACGACCCCAUGCACCAGGACCUCUCGCCGUAGUCGCCCAGGCUCCGGAUAUUAUUCACUUGCGCAGCUUCCACUGAAUUGCCAUUUACGUAACUCUACUCUAGGUCCCUAACGGCUCUGAAGCCCUAGCAUAGUACAUUGUAUACUGUAACUUAUAAUACUUACAAACUCACAUGUAGCGUGCUAUUUUUGGAAAGACAUGUAAUUUCACCUUGUCUCACGUUCGAUCCGACAGUGUUUAUUUAUUCAGUUUCGGACGCAAAAAGUACUUAAAAAACGUAUUUGUACCUCAAUUGUACUGUAAAUGGUUGUUGCGUGGACUUUCAUGCACAGGCCGUCCUUAAGUGGCACUUCCGUGCUCGAAAGCGCCCUGUUGAACAACAUGACAAUUGUCAUCUGACAAUGACAAUUCGCCGUACAUUGCUUGUCCAAGAAGAAAGUAUUGAAGGUAGAUACCGU